AUGAAAAAAGAUGCAUGGUUACAUCCUACAACCCGCAAAAAUAACCCACUAUCUGAGGAACAGGCUAGAGGAAUUCGUCCAAAUAUAGAGGAGUUGCUCACUAGUAAUAAGGAAAACAAUAUUAAAAAAACUAUUGAGGCUCAGGUUGCUGAGGAAUGCAAACGUCUAAAAGAUGAAUAUGAUGCUCUUAUGGCUUGCAAAGAGAGUGAAUAUAAUAAUUGUAUGGUAGAUAUGAAACAGAAGACAUAUUCAUUUAAACAUCAAUUGGAAUCCCAGCAUAAUUCACGCUCAGCUGAGUUAGAGAAGCAAUAUAAAUCACGUAUCUCUACUUUGGAUAAAUAUAUAGUUAGAAAAGAUAAGGAGAUCGGCAAGUUAUCUUUUACUAUUUUCCAGCUUAAGAAUGAAAAACGGGAUAUAAAGAAGACCGCCGAGUCUGUGUGUAAAGACUUGGAGGAUAUUAUCUUUACAAAAGAUCUAAAAAUUAUAGCCCUAAAUGAUCAAGUGAAAUCUUUCAAUCCUAGCGCUGGAAGGGAUGGGACAAUAGAGCCGAAUACAUUUAAUUCUUUUCAUGAAGCUGAAUAUUGGGCUAGAAAAUGA
Molecule: messenger RNA, 597 nt
Organism: Rhizophagus irregularis DAOM 181602=DAOM 197198
Lineage: Eukaryota; Fungi; Glomeromycota; Glomeromycetes; Glomerales; Glomeraceae
Source: RefSeq, a predicted model, not a curated record